AUGAGGCUUCUUCACACCACGACGCUCGAUCUCAAUGAGUUUAUCGGCGACGUUCCUCCAUACGCCAUCCUCUCUCACACCUGGGAAAAUGACGAAGUGAGUCUCCAGGACUUGUCAACCACUGCUGGGCGGUCCAAAAAAGGGUUCAAGAUUGAGGCAUGCUGUGCACAGGCCCGUCGCGACGGUUUUGACUGGGCUUGGCUAGACACGUGCUGCAUCGACAAGACAUCGAGCGCCGAGCUCUCCGAGGCCAUCAACUCCAUGUUUCGGUGGUAUCGGCAGGCCAGAGUUUGCUACGUCUACCUGAGCGAUUUGCCAUCUCAGUACCCGGGGGAUGUCGAUCGCCGCCAAUUCAACAAUGCCAAAUGGUUUACCCGAGGAUGGACUCUUCAAGAGCUUAUAGCUCCCAGAGCAGUUGAAUUUUACGACCAGAACUGGGAAGAAAUCGGCACCAAGGCGUCUCUGCUCGACUUGCUACAUGACAAGACGGGUAUUCGGCGCGACAUAUUAGACGGGACAACCACCCAUACCGCCAUUUCUGCCGGAGAACGGAUGUCUUGGGCUUCAAAGAGGGAAACCACCAGGCAGGAGGACCUUGCUUAUUGUCUCCUAGGCAUAUUCGGCAUACAUAUGCCUCUGCUCUACGGAGAGGGCCCGCAGGCAUUCAUCCGCCUUCAACAUGAGAUACUCCGCACGUCAGAGGACCUUAGCAUCCUCCUGUGGACAGGCCUUUCGCGACGACCAGCCGCACACGGUGUUCUCGCGCCGGCACCCAGUGCCUUCCGAAACAUCAGAAUGGUCGAUCUCCAGGGCCACAGAGUUGGUUCCAUAGUGACUUGGAGGUGGAAACACGUGUUACUGUUGCAUCCUUGGUCGGAAAUCAGUCUGGGCGAUAAUACGCUUCCAAAUGUGCCCCCCACCAUCACCAGCCGCGGUCUACACGUCCAACUGCCGAGAACUCUGGUCGACAGGGGACGUAGGUGCUUAUUGUGGCCAAAGUGCAUGAUUGUGGAAAGGCUCGACGGCGCCUCAAGCGAGCGAGGGUCGCUUGAUGGAUUUCUGUGUAUUGAGGUGCAGGGUGGCACCCCUAACACUAAUUUGCCAGUGUCCAGACUAUGCGCACACUACAUCUACUAUAUCCCACGGGCCGUAAUCACCUUUGCGACCCAGCUCCCGAUGUACCUUACAAUGUCGCACCAACAAGUUGACGAGGAUUUCCGAGGCCUGGACGUGUUCACCGUCUCACUGGAAGACGACGGUCCACUACGGCUUGGGAUUUGUAGAUCAACAAUCCCUCCCGGCACUUUCCCAGGACCGGGGCCUGCAGAUGAUGGGAUCGACUUUUUCAGGCUCCCCGAGUUGCAUGCGCACCAAGUCGUUCUGCAAUGUUCGGUGACGCACUGUGAGUCACCUCAUCUUCACAGCAGCAAGGCCACCGUUGCCGUCAAGGAAGUUGCGGGGGAAGACCGCCUCGGCUGCUUCAUCAACACAAACGACGACGCUCAAGCUUCGAUUUGGGAGAUGAUCGGCUCUCAUUCUACAGGACUCGACGACGCUAUUUCUCUGAAUGGUCCUCAGACCGACGAUGAGGCUCGGAGAUGGUCGUCGGUUUCCCAGUUGGUCGGCGCGGGUCCGUGGUCGGAUCGGUGCGCAAAGAAACUCCCAGGUGACCAGUAUGUACUGAUGGCUGCGAUUAAAAUGUCAAGAGGCAUUCCGGUGCUUGUCCUUAGCAUCAAAUCGCUUUCUGGCAGAUGA
Messenger RNA from Colletotrichum siamense, 1755 nucleotides. RefSeq names its product Vegetative incompatibility protein HET-E-1 (gene HET-E1-9). Lineage: Eukaryota; Fungi; Ascomycota; Sordariomycetes; Glomerellales; Glomerellaceae. The transcript has a single exon. The record is from RefSeq and is a predicted model, not a curated record. Bases 1 to 1755 code for a protein of 584 amino acids.